Messenger RNA from Acipenser ruthenus (sterlet), 4580 nucleotides. Its product is annotated as extracellular calcium-sensing receptor-like. Gene Ontology annotation, cellular component: membrane. The record is from RefSeq and is a predicted model, not a curated record. The transcript has 6 exons. Lineage: Eukaryota; Metazoa; Chordata; Actinopteri; Acipenseriformes; Acipenseridae. Gene Ontology annotation, molecular function: G protein-coupled receptor activity. Bases 58 to 2679 code for a protein of 873 amino acids. Gene Ontology annotation, biological process: G protein-coupled receptor signaling pathway.
UAAGAAUUUUACUUCAUAUUAAUUUAAUCACGUGAUUAGCAUUGCACUACCGUAUAUAUGUUCAAGAAAUUGUCCUAUUUGUACUUUGACCAGAAAGACAAUUUUGAAAUGCUACUCAUGGCAGUAAUAUUAACUGUUCUUUUAACAAGGGCAGAUGAGCCUGUUUGCAAUUUGCGAGGCAGACCAGAAUUGCCUCAGUUUUCAAAGGAUGGAGACAUUAUAAUUGGAGGAAUCUUUCAAUUACACGACAACCUUAUAGAUGCCAAACCUGCCUUUAAAGGAGAGCCUGAACCACGAAAAUGCAAAGAUGUAGAUUUCGGAGAAUUACAAUCAGCUCAAACCAUGAUCUUUGCCACUGAAGAAAUAAACAACAGGACAGAUAUACUCCCUGGUAUAUCACUGGGUUAUAAGAUAUACGAUGAUUGCAGUACCAUACCUUUGACUAUAAGGGCAGCGAUGGCUUUAGUGAAUGAACAGGAAGAAAAUAUGUACUCUAACCAGUCCUGUACCAAGCCAUCUACUGUCCAUGCUAUAAUAGGACCCUCUAGUUCUGCAACAGCUAUAGCAAUUGCAACAACAACAAGAGCUUUUCACAUACCAGUGAUUAGUCACUUUGCAACCUGUGAAUGUCUGAGUAACAGGAAUAAGUACCCUUCGUUUUUCAGAACCAUACCAAGUGAUUAUUAUCAAAGUAGAGCCCUGGCACAGCUUGUGAAGCAUUUCGGAUGGACUUGGAUUGGGGCAAUUAGAAAUGAUGAUGACUAUGGGAACACAGGAAUGGCUACCUUUGUGAAAGCAGCCCAAGAAGAGGGGGUUUGCAUUGAAUAUAUAGAGACUAUUUACAGAACGUAUCCAAGAGAAAAACUAAUUAAAACUGUAGAUGUUAUAAAAAAGUCAUCUUCAAAGGUUAUUGUAGCUUUCACUUCUUCUACAGAUUUUGAAUUUCUGGUUAAAGAACUAUUCCUUCAGAAUGUUACUGGUUUUCAGUGGAUAGGCACUGAAGCUUGGAUUUCUGACCUUGCAGCAGGAGAAAGUUUCAGAGUUCUGGGGGGGGCACUGGGUUUCGUAGUCAGUAAUGCAGUAAUUACAGGUUUGGAGGAGUUUUUAAUGAAUGUCCGUCCAUCUGACACCCCUGGGAAUUCAGGCUUAAAACAUUUUUGGGAAACUGUUUUCAGUUGCACCCUGACUUCCCAAGACAAGACUGCAUCGGUUAAUCCAUGUACAGGGUCUGAGAAUUUAGCAGAGGUAAAGAAUCAGUACACCGAUGUAACUGAUCUAAGAAAUGCCAAUGAUGUCUAUAAAGCUGUGUAUGCUGUAGCCCAUUCACUACACAAUCUGCUUACAUGCGAAAGUGACCAGGGACCUUUUGCUGGUAAGACAUGUGCAAAUAAGAAGAAGAUUGAACCAUGGCAGGUAAUGCAUUAUCUGAAAAAAGUUAAUUUCACAACCAAGAAUGGAGAGAAUGUUUAUUUUGAUGAGAAUGGGGAUCCAACUGCAAGAUAUGCAUUAGUUAACUUGCAAGUCAAUAAGGAGAGCAUCAUAAAAUGUGUUACAGUUGGUCUCUAUGAUGCAUCUUUACCAGAAGGACAACAGUUUAUUAUGAAUAACGUCAGUAUUGUUUGGGCAGGUGGUCAGGAUAAGGCGCCUAAAUCAGUGUGCAGUGAGAGCUGUCCUCCAGGCACUCGGAAGGCUGUUCAGAAAGGAAAGCCUGUUUGUUGCUUUGACUGCAUUCCAUGUGCUGAAGGAGAAAUCAGCAAUCAGACAGAUUCUAUUGAUUGUAUGAAGUGCCCUUUGGAAUACAGGUCGAAUAACCAAAAAAAACAAUGCAUCUUAAAAGCCAUUGAAUUCCUGUCAUUUGGAGAAAUCAUGGGGAUGUUGCUGAUGAUCCUUUCAUUGAUUGGGGCUUGUUUAACCACUGCUAUAGCUACUGUUUUCUUUCAUUUCAGAGAUACCCCCAUUGUUAAAGCUAAUAACUCUGAACUCAGUUUCCUUCUUUUGUUUUCAUUAGCUCUGUGUUUCCUUUGUUCACUUACUUUCAUUGGCCAGCCCUCUGAGUGGUCCUGUAUGUUGCGCCACACUGCCUUUGGGAUCACAUUUGUCCUGUGCAUCUCUUGUGUUCUGGGGAAAACAAUAGUUGUGUUAAUGGCGUUUAGAUCUACACUUCCUGGUAACAAUAUGAUGAAAUGGUUUGGGCCCGUCCAGCAGCGGCUAACUCUUUUUGUAUUCACAUUCAUUCAGGCCUUAAUUUGCACUCUUUGGUUAAUACUAUCCCCUCCUUUUCCAAACAAAAAUGUGAACUCUUUCAAAGACAGAAUCAUUUUAGAGUGUGACCUGGGAUCUGCUGCAGCAUUUUAUGCUGUGUUAGGGUAUAUUGGGUUUCUUGCUGCCAUGUGCUUUGUGCUUGCUUUUCUGGCUCGUAACCUACCAGAUAACUUUAAUGAAGCGAAAUACAUUACAUUUAGCAUGCUCAUAUUCUGUGCUGUUUGGAUCACUUUCAUCCCAGCUUACAUCAGUUCACCUGGGAAGUACACAGUUGCUGUAGAAAUAUUUGCAAUUUUAGCUUCCAGCUUUGGUUUGCUCUUCUGUAUUUUUGCUCCUAAAUGUUAUAUUAUAUUAUUUAAGCCUGAGAAGAAUACAAAAAAACAUUUGAUGGGAAAAGGGCCCUCGAAGUCACUUUGAAAAAAAUAAUAACAAUUUUCUAAAUAUGAAAACAUGGUAUAAAAACACAUUCAGUCAAGCACUGCAGCCCCCGCAUUAGGUAACACAGGUCCUUUUUUAAAGACAGCUUCAAAGUUGCUCUUAUACAGCGUGCUUGAAGAUUCACUUUAAAAAAAACAAUAAGAUAAUAUAUAAAUUAAAUAUAAAAUGGGAAUUAUAUCAUACCAAGUUAGUCAUGUAUACAUUUUUUCUAGGUACAGUAUUAGAUUUCAUAAUAACCUGUAAGCCAGUACACUGUAUUAUCCAGCAGAAUUUUCUGUUCCCAGGUUAGACAGGUUUUACUGUACACUAUUGGAUGCUAGAAAUUCUGUAAAACGUUUUACAAAUGCUAUUUAAUAUAUAAUGUAUAUUAUAUUAUUAGUGUUUAAGGUCAUUGCCCUGUUGUGGAGACAUAAGUUCAGAAGUCAAUUUCAUAUAAAACAAAAUGAUAUAUGAAUGUUUGCUUAUUUAGCUAAUGCCAGGGAACCAACCAUUUUCUCCACAUCAGAAGAGCGUGUCUGUAGAUACUGUAGCUGAUGUCACUUUUACAGAGGUUACGCGUUCUCUGUCAUACUAACAGAGCCUUGAUUACAGCAGCGCUGUUGAUAUCUAGCACACUGAUUGGAUACCCUUCUUCUGCUAUGAAUGCCACAUUUAAACAGCUCUGAUAAUACAUUGUAUCCUUUAGAUCCAUUAGACACUAGAAUAGCUAAUUGCCCAUGGGGAUUUAUCAGUGUUAAACUGAUUAUCAAAGAGAAAACAGGAGUUGGAUUAUAACAUCUACAUUUAGCUGCUCUAAUGUAAACUUGCAUACUCAUUAAAAUGUGUAAUUGAUCUUUAUUUUUUGUUUAUUGUUUUUCCUAGGCACAAUUAAAAAGCUUUACUACUUUAUUUACGGCAACCUUAUACCACCUCCUAGAUAUAUCACUGGUGAUAGUCUUCAAUAGAACUUCUCUAUAAUGUACUGGAGGUCUCAAUACUGUAAAGCUAUGGCUAUUGCAUCACCUAGAAUUUUAAGAUUGAGACAUCAUUUAAAAAAAAAUAAAUAUGUGAAUCUUUUAUAUAACAUCAUGUAAUCAAAGAAACUGCAAAAUUAUAUUGCAAAAGUCUACCAGAAGCCAUAAAUGUAGUACAGUAUUUCAUGUUAGAUUUUGAAAUGUCACAUUUUUACAUUUUUUGUCAGUUUUCCGUUAAGUAUAUGGAAAACUACAACGUGGUAUGUAAUCAAAUAUGUUAACUUAACAGUAUUCAGCAGGUAGAAUUCGGCUUUACGGAUGUUUGGAAAACUUUUGGCCAUACCUCUAUAAUGACACACACACUAUAGCAUUUAUAUUAACUCACCAUUUACCAUCUCUUAAUUUAUCAUUUUCUAAAGAUUUUCUUAAUGCAAAAAUAAAAUAUAAUUGUGCAUGUUUACAUUUUUCUUUGUUCUUUUGUAGAUUCAAAAUCAAUAUAUUCAUAUAAUAACUGUGCUACUCUGUGCUACCAUAUGAUCACAAGCAUGCUUUAUUAAUAGCAUGCUUUUAUAAAAGUAUACUGUCAAUAUUAUCUUACUUUUGUAUUGCAAUCCUAGUGAUCUUUUACACUCAUCUUUAAAAAAUACUUACAGCACAAAUGAAGUCUGUGUUUACUGCAUUUUUAAUCACCUACUAUAAAUGCAUUUCAAUGCAGUUCACUACAUUGUUUAUAAUACUUGUAACAAUACUGAAAUAUUAUCAAUUCCGUGUGGUUAUAUUUCCCUAUUAUCUACUAAUGAAUUAUUAUCAAUAAUUACCUUUAAUAAAUUGGCCAUUGCAUUACAAAUAAACACUUAUUUAUCCCAUGAACAAUAAGACUUCUCAUUUGUUGACAGGGUUUAUGGUAAGGCAAAAAAGCAUGGAAAA